This is a messenger RNA of Colletotrichum paranaense, 1680 nucleotides long. Its product is annotated as amino acid permease. Gene Ontology annotation, molecular function: amino acid transmembrane transporter activity. Gene Ontology annotation, cellular component: membrane. The record is from RefSeq and is a predicted model, not a curated record. Bases 1 to 1680 code for a protein of 559 amino acids. NCBI's taxonomy places the organism in Eukaryota, Fungi, Ascomycota, Sordariomycetes, Glomerellales, Glomerellaceae. The transcript is spliced from 2 exons. Gene Ontology annotation, biological process: amino acid transmembrane transport.
AUGGAGACUACCAGAGAGAAGCUAGAAGGGAGGCCAGAGAGAGCAGGACACCCCGCACACAUCGAUAUCCAGCCAGCGACGACAAGGAGAAGCGGCACAGUAGCGGACAUCAAGCAAGAACAAGAGCUUCAGCACAUCGGAACACUUGAACGAAAACUGAAGUCGCGGCAUGUUCAGUUUCUGGCUCUAUCGGGAGCCAUCGGCACUGGGCUUUUCGUCGGCAGCGGCCAAGUUCUGUCGCUGGCCGGGCCGUUGUCCGCCUUCAUCUGCUAUGCGGUAACCGGGUUCAACCUCUACUGCGUGAUCAACUGCCUCGGUGAGAUGGCUGCAUGGCUUCCGAUUCCGGGAGCUGUGCCAAUCUUUGCUGCGCGGUUCGUUGAUCCCGCGUUGGGGUUCACUUUGGGGUGGAAUUAUUGGUAUCAAUUCGCCAUCGGUGUCCCGAUCGAAGUCACCGUCUCGGUGGUCAUCCUCGACUAUUGGGACCACACCAUCCCACAAGCCGCUCUCAUCACCAUCUUCUUUGCAGCGAUGGUCCUCGUAAAUUGUCUUCCGGUCCGCAUAUAUGGCGAAGCAGAGUUCUUCUUCGGCGCCAUCAAACUCACCACAAUCAUCGGCCUCAUCAUCCUAAUGUUCAUCAUCACCGUGGGUGGCGGGCCAAGUGGAGACGCCAUCGGCUUCCGCUACUGGCACGACCCCGGCCCUAUGAAUGAGUACCUCCGGCCCGGCGCCCUCGGUCGUUUCCUUGCCUUCUGGAAAGUCUUCAUCCAAGCUACUUUCUCUUACGGCGGCAGCGAAAUGGUCGUCGUCGCGUCUGGCGAGACUGAGAACCCACGCCGCAAUAUUCCAAAGGCAAUUCGCCGCGUCUUUUGGCGCAUCGCGAUAUUCUAUGUCUUCGCCAUCUUCCUCGUCGGGCUGUGCGUCUCUUCAGAGGACCCUAACCUGCUCAACGCAAUCAGCAGCAGCAGUCCCGGCGCCGCGCAGAGCCCCUUUGUCAUCGCUAUCAGCAACGCCGGCAUCGGAACGCUGCCCUCCAUCAUCAACGGCGUGAUCCUCAGCAGUGCCUGGAGCGCCGGCAACAGCUUCUUCUACGCCUCCACGCGGGUCCUCUACGCUGCUGCACUCGAUGGCAAGGCGCCUGCGAUCCUUAAGUGGGAGCGCUUCGGCGUACCGUACGCCUGCGUCGCUGCUACAUCGGCGCUGGGGUGCUUGGUCUACCUCAACGUGAACAAUCGCGCCGCCGAGGUGUUUUUCUGGAUCAGCAACCUCAGCGCCGUGAGCACGCUGAUUGUGUGGGCUAGCGUGUGCUAUACCUACCUACGGUUCUACCAGUGCCUGCGACAUAAUGGUAUUGAUCGCGAUACGUUGUCGUACAAGGCCCCGAUGCAGCCGUUUCUCGCGUACUUUGCCAUUGUUUUCUGUCUCGUCGUUGCGUUCUUCAAUGGGUUUGAUGCGUUUUUCCCAGGGCGGUUCAGUGCCAAGACGUUUUUGCCGCCGUACAUCGACAUUCCAAUCUUCUUGUCACUGUUCUUCGGCUACAAGUUUGUCAAGAAGACCAAGUUUGUGAAAAUUUCCGAGAUGGAUAUCUGGUCGGGCAAGGCGGAGAUUGAUCGGCUUGAGCCGACGUGGCCGGUGGUGAAGCCUCGCAACUGGUUGGAACGGAUUUGGUUUUGGAUCGCGUGA